CAUUUCAGUCGUUGCUGUAUGGUUGCGCGAUGUCCUGGUGAAGGUAUGCUGGGCCGAUGCCCAUGAAUCCGCGCACGGUCGGCUGGGUAUGUCUCGCACUCGUCGUUCAGGCGUUGCUGUACUUGUACUUCACUCGGCGCACCAUACUUCUCGUCGGUGUCCUCUCGGCUCGGGAGAACUUCGAUCGGCGCGCAGCAGCGCGCGAGACGUGGCUGAGCGGCGCCUCUCGCGUCAAGUCCUUCUUCAUCGUCGGCCGCGACGCGUGCAGAGUUCCGCCCGAAGACCGCGUCGAUCCGUAUGUUUGCCAGCGCUGGGAGCCGAACCUCACGGAGAUCAACGAGAAUCUCGAGUUUUACGCGGCCACGGCCAAGACGCGUGACUGUUUUCCCCGAAAGCGACCGCUGUACACGGGCUUCAGCUUCGAGGUGCACCACCCGCUGUCGGUGUCGCGACUGGGCGUGCUCGGGGACAUUCUGAGCGGCAGCACCGGCGUCACGGUCGCGCUCAUCGACGCGCACACACGGGAGAUACUGCGCAAGGCAGUUAUCAGCACCGAAACGGGCACCGAGGACGGCGGCUACUAUUACCGCAACAUUGACCGGGUCAUCCUCAAUAAGUACUUUGAAGGGGUGGUCAGCCUCUCCGGCGAGAUUGUGAGCGAGACAUGUUCAACGCCUUUGGCUUGGAACAACGGCUCCAACCUGUUGACGUACGAAAGGCUCUACGUAGACCACGAGGACAGGAACAGCGUGGUCUGGACACCCAUGGCAGUUUCUGGUGUGGGUAUCCACUUUGUUGUGUCAGACGCACUGCCCAGCCUCUUGGAUCAUAUGGACGAUGCAGAAAUGCGUCAAGCCGUAUGGGACGAGCUUGUGGAGGAAGAACAACGCAAGCUGGACGCUGAGGCUCGGAGGUAUCGAGACAUUGCCCUGGUGCCCAUCACCGAUGUGUACCGUAAUCUUCCACAUAAGCUGCUGCAUUUCUUUGACUUCCUGCUCCAGCGUUCAAUUGAAUUUGACUUCCUUGUCAAGGCUGACGACGACUCUCUUGUCGACCUGGAAGGUAUACGAAACAGUGUGCCACAGGGGAAGCACGAAAAAAUUUGGUGGAGCACAUUCAGGGAGAACUGGCCAGUCAUUCGCUAUGGAAAGUGGGGUGAAAGCACAUACAGUGCGCCAGUGUACCCUGCCUUCGCAUGUGGUGCUGCAUAUGCUCUGUCAAGAGAUGUAGUCCUCUGGCUCGCCAGGAAUAAGGACUACUUGCACAGCUACCAGGGUGAAGACGUUUCCAUGGGCAUCUGGUUGGCUGCGCUCUCACCAAAGCGCAUUCAUGAACCCCGCAAUUGGUCGUGCAGCUACGGCUGCCCUGAUGGCGUCAAUCGUCCGUACAACAGGGCUGAGCUUUCACCCAGUGAAGUGAAGACAGUGUGGGCGACUUUCAAGAAGCACAAGAAGCUGUGCUGAGUCUGGUAUGGACCAACAAGUGUCAGAAAAAAAAAAAGAAAAAUUUCAAUGUAAUGAGCGUAAUUUCUGACCUUCCAUAAUUAAUGCCGCUUGCAGUUCAUACUUCAGCUUGCUUAGCCAUUUUUGUAGCCACAAGAUUGACCUGGCAUUGAGAGUAUCAUUUCAAGUGCAUUGAUACUGAACUACUCCUAAAUGCACACUUCCCAACUCUUCAGAAUUUUUAGUCAAGUUUAUGAAUUGGGACUCGGUUUACAAUUUUAAAAUGUUACAUUACGUUUUACAGAAAAUGCUGUUUGCCAGUCAAAAACCGCAAUGUCUUUUGAUGGUGAAAAGAUGCAAACAGGGUACUUGCUUCUAUCAAGUUUAUGUGGACAAGUUCCUGAAGCAGACAAAAAUUGCAACAACAUAGUCACUGUGAUGCUAAUAACAAUGUUUUGCUUGUCAGAAUUUGGCAGUGCUAAGUUUUUUGCUGCUUUUCUGCUGCAUAUAAACAAUAAAUUCUUGUCAAUAUAUUA
Messenger RNA from Dermacentor silvarum, 1978 nucleotides. RefSeq names its product UDP-GalNAc:beta-1,3-N-acetylgalactosaminyltransferase 2. Gene Ontology annotation, molecular function: UDP-galactosyltransferase activity. Gene Ontology annotation, biological process: glycosaminoglycan biosynthetic process. Gene Ontology annotation, cellular component: membrane. The transcript is spliced from 4 exons. NCBI's taxonomy places the organism in Eukaryota, Metazoa, Arthropoda, Arachnida, Ixodida, Ixodidae. The coding region runs from base 57 to 1463 and encodes 468 amino acids. The record is from RefSeq and is a predicted model, not a curated record.